AUGGCACAACGAGACUCACAAGACAGAGACAUCGGUAUGGGGGAUUCUAAUGAUGCUCAAACUCAAACUCAAGCAAGCUCAAAGAAAAAAAGAAAGACCAUGGAAGAGAGGUCGGAAGUAUGGGAUCAUUUCACCAAAUUCACGGAUGCGAAAGGGUGUUUAAGAGCUAGGUGCAACCAUUCUGAAAAUCCUAGUACAAAUGGCACUAGUGCACUUUCAAAGCAUCUUAAAUCUUGUAAGAAACUCCCUCUUAGUGGUGAAUCGAAACAAACACAAUUGUCUUUGCAUUCGGUAGGAGGAAACGAGUGCAUUCUUAAAAAGUGGCAUUUUGAUCAAAAAACAUCGAGACAUAAGUUAGCCGCCAUGAUCAUUAUAGAUGAACUUCCAUUUAGAUUUGUUGAGGGUGAGGGGUUUAAGGACUUUAUGAACACCACUCAACCUCUUUUUAAGAUGCCAUCUCGUUUAUAG
Molecule: messenger RNA, 468 nt
Organism: Daucus carota subsp. sativus
Lineage: Eukaryota; Viridiplantae; Streptophyta; Magnoliopsida; Apiales; Apiaceae
Product: zinc finger BED domain-containing protein RICESLEEPER 4-like
Exons: 1
Coding region: 1-468 (155 amino acids)
Source: RefSeq, a predicted model, not a curated record